UCUUCCUCUUGAUUAUAUUCCAGAAGUUUUUUAAUUUAGUAAAAUCAAAGGCUGAUAAAAGCGGGAGAAUUGAGACACUCAGUCCUGCACAGAGCUGUAGUUCUGUAGUCAGCAGAUAGCUAGCCUAGCCAUGUACCGCUAUUCAUCCAGAAUAAAAUUUAACAGCGUGUUCCGCUACAUCAGCUCCAGGGCAUCCAGAAAAUACUUUCCUAUAAUAGAUGGUACUUUGCAGCAAGAACACAGACGUGUGUUUGAAGUGAAUCUACAAAACAGCCAGAUAUGCCACCAAAGGUACCAGGAACACUGGGAUAAGGUUUUAAAGGGAGGUGGUCAAAAUGCCGUAACCCGACAUACGCAGGGAAACCAGAAGAUUUUGGCUCGAGAAAGAAUUCGCAUGCUACUGGAUGAUGAAGAUUAUCUAGAGCUUUCUCCUUUUGCUGGGCUGGGUUUGCCCUAUGGAGACAUCCCGGGAGCUGCCUGUCUCACAGGUGUAGGUAAAAUAAAGGGACUGUGGUGUUUGUUUGCCGCUAACGAUGCCACAGUGAAAGGAGGCACAUGUUUCCCUAUUACAGCAAAGAAACAGAUCCGGGCACAAGAAGUGGCCAUGCAGAAUCGGCUGCCCUGUGUGUACCUGGGGGAUAGUGCUGGUGUAUUUAUACCUCUUCAGGCAGACAUCUUCCCUGAUAAGAACCAAGGUGGAAGCAUGUUUUACAAUGAAGCUAUAAUGGCAGCAAUGAAUAUUCCACAGGUGUCACUGGUGUGUGGGUCAUGCACAGCCGGUGGAGCUUAUACACCAACCAUGGCAGAGGAGACUGUUAUAGUUGACAGGAUAGGGGCCAUCUUUUUAGGUGGUCCACCCUUGGUUAAAGCUGCUACAGGUGAAGAGGUAUCUUCUGAAGUACUCGGAGGUGCCGCUCUGCACUCAGAGGUGAGUGGCGUUGUGGAUCAUUUCGUUUCUGUGGAGAGUGAGGGAUUCGAGUGCGUCAGGAACAUCAUCUCCACUCUCAACUUCAGCCUUCCAGAGGAGAACCCCACUGAGGUGGAGGAGCCACUGUACAGUGCUGAAGACCUUUUAGGCCUUGCUCCGCUGGACUACAGUAACAGCCUGGAUGUCAGACUGAUUUUGAGCCGACUGAUUGAUGGGAGUCGUUUCCAGGAGUUUAAGGCACGCUAUGGGACCACUCUCCUCACUGGUUUUGCCAGAAUCGAAGGACAUCAAGUCGGCAUCGUAGCAAACAAUGGGGAGCUCACAUACGAAGCUUGUCUGAAAGGAAGUCAUUUCAUUCAGCUGUGUAACCAGAGAGACACUCCACUUAUCUUCCUGCAGAACACAGCCCCAGAGCCUGCACCCACUCUCUCAAAAGCACAGGCAGAGUCAAACUCUAACAGACUCAAAUCUCAGGGAUCCAUGAUGUCUGCUGUGGCCUGUGCCUCAGUUCCUAAGAUCACUGUGGUGAUCGGGGGCUGCCAUGGUGCAGACAGCUACGCCAUGUGUGGACGGGCUUUUGAGCCCAACUUUCUGUUUUUGUGGCCCAAUGCCAGGGUCUCAAUCUUGGCCCCAGGGCACGCUGGUGCUGUGCUGCAUGAUGAAGAAGAGGAUGCCCAGGAGAUAAAUGAGAUACUUAAAGAAGAAAGCUCAGCUUUCUUUUCAUCGGGAAGACUGUGGGAUGAUGGAGUGAUUCCUCCCCAGGACACUAGAAAGAUGCUGGGGAAAUGCAUUAGCAUCAUGAACCAGCAGAAGUAUCGGCUGCAGCAGGAGAAACAACACAUUCCACUUCGGUUUUAAAUGUACAAGCCUUCAUCCAGAAAUGUGUUAUUAUUUUGAAUCUAAAAUGUAACCUCUUAAAAUGAAUGUGGAUUACUUUUCUUGCUUAAUUUCCUAUACAUUCACAAAGAACACAUUCUGAAGCAUAUGCAAUAAUAAAAUUACAUUUUCA
This is a messenger RNA of Astyanax mexicanus (Mexican tetra), 1937 nucleotides long. RefSeq names its product methylcrotonoyl-coenzyme A carboxylase 2. Gene Ontology annotation, molecular function: methylcrotonoyl-CoA carboxylase activity. Bases 131 to 1786 code for a protein of 551 amino acids. Lineage: Eukaryota; Metazoa; Chordata; Actinopteri; Characiformes; Acestrorhamphidae. Gene Ontology annotation, cellular component: mitochondrion; methylcrotonoyl-CoA carboxylase complex. Gene Ontology annotation, biological process: L-leucine catabolic process. The transcript has 13 exons. The record is from RefSeq and is a predicted model, not a curated record.